This is a messenger RNA of Hippopotamus amphibius kiboko, 6733 nucleotides long. It is a transcript of the gene GPR107, whose product is annotated as G protein-coupled receptor 107. The record is from RefSeq and is a predicted model, not a curated record. Bases 25 to 1776 code for a protein of 583 amino acids. The transcript has 19 exons. Gene Ontology annotation, biological process: clathrin-dependent endocytosis. Gene Ontology annotation, molecular function: clathrin heavy chain binding. Gene Ontology annotation, cellular component: membrane; Golgi apparatus; clathrin-coated vesicle. Lineage: Eukaryota; Metazoa; Chordata; Mammalia; Artiodactyla; Hippopotamidae.
GCAGCUGAUGAUGCUGGAAUAAACAUGGCCGCCCCGGCGCCCGUCGGCUUCUCAGGCUCCUACAGUCUUCGGCUGGCCGCCGGCCUCCGGUUGCUCCCGCUCCUGGGGCUGCUGCAGCUGCUGGCCGAGCCUGGCCUGGGCCGCGUCCACCACCUGGCACUCAAGGAUGAUGUGAGGCACAAGGUUCAUCUGAACACCUUUGGAUUCUUCAAGAAUGGGUACAUGAUGGUGAAUGUCAGUAGCCUUUCAGUGAAUGAGCCUGAAGGAGCCACAGACAAGGACGCAACUAUUGGAUUCAGCCUGGACCGCACAAAGAAUGAUGGGUUUUCUUCGUAUCUGGAUGAAGAUGUGAAUUACUGUAUUUUAAGGAAACAGUCUGCCUCUGUCACCCUUCUAAUCCUAGACAUCUCCAGAAGUGAACUGAAAAUAAGAUCUCCACCAGAAGCUGGUACCCAGUUACCUAAGAUCAUCUUCAACAAGGAUGAGAAAGUCCUUGGUCAGAGCCAGGAGCCGGGCGUUAACGCUGUUUCAGCAGGCAGCCAGACUCAGAAAAAACAAGACAGUGGAAAGUCUAAAAGAAGUACAGUGGAUUCAAAGGCAACAGGAGAGAAAUCGUUUUCUGUUCGUAAUAAUGAUGGGGCAGUUUCAUUUCAGUUUUUCUUUAACAUCAGCACUGAUGACCAGGAAGGCCUCUACAGUCUUUAUUUUCAUAAAUGCCCUGGAAGUGAAAGACGGUCUAAUGACAAGUUUUCAUUCAGCCUCAAUAUCGAGAUCACAGAGAAGAAUCCAGACAGCUACCUCUCAGCAGGAGAAAUCCCUCUCCCUAAAUUAUACAUUUCUAUGGCCUUUUUCUUUUUUCUCUCUGGGACCAUCUGGAUUCACAUCCUACGAAAACGACGGAAUGAUGUAUUUAAAAUUCACUGGUUGAUGGCCGCCCUUCCUUUCACGAAGUCUCUUUCCUUGGUGUUCCACGCAAUCGACUACCACUACAUCUCCUCCCAGGGCUUCCCGAUUGAAGGGUGGGCCGUGGUCUAUUACAUCACUCACCUCCUGAAAGGGGCGCUGCUCUUCAUCACCAUCGCGCUCAUCGGCACCGGCUGGGCUUUCAUCAAGCACAUCCUUUCCGGCAAAGACAAGAAGAUCUUCAUGGUGGUCAUCCCGCUCCAGGUCCUGGCAAACGUGGCCUACAUCAUCAUAGAGUCCACCGAGGAGGGGACGACGGAGUAUGGCUUGUGGAAGGAUUCCCUGUUCCUGGUGGACCUGCUGUGCUGUGGAGCCAUCCUCUUCCCGGUGGUGUGGUCAAUCAGACAUUUACAAGAAGCAUCAGCAACAGAUGGAAAAGGCAAGAAGUGGAUUUAUUUAGAGAAAAACACACUCCACGGACAGAGUGUGGUCCAUCUCAGAAGGCGAAAGCAGCACCAGGCUGCUAUUAACUUAGCAAAGCUGAAACUUUUCAGACAUUACUACGUCUUGAUUGUAUGUUAUAUAUACUUCACCAGGAUUAUUGCAUUUCUCCUCAAACUUGCUGUUCCGUUCCAGUGGAAGUGGCUCUACCAGCUCCUGGAUGAAAUGGCCACGCUGGUGUUCUUUGUUCUAACGGGGUAUAAGUUCCGCCCAGCUUCAGAUAACCCCUACCUACAGCUUUCUCAGGAAGAAGAUGACUUGGAAAUGGAAUCUGUAGUGACGACAUCAGGGGUGAUGGAGAACAUGAAGAAAGUCAAGAAGGUGACCAACGGCUCACUGGAGCCGCAGGGCGACUGGGAAGGCAGCGCGUGACGGAGCGGCUCCGAGGCGGCGCUGUUGAAGGAGAUACUUAACUUAUUCAUAGUCCUCUUGGUCAGCCAGAGCAGUCGGCUCCUCCCGGCAGUGACACCACGGUGCACGUGGCUGGGAGCGCAGUGCCGCAGACACCUAACUCUUAACUCUUUUCCGAAAGCCGGGUCUGUGGCUGGUGAUGGGCAGCUAGAAUCCUCCUUCAGGUGGGCGUGGUGGGAGGGGGUGUCAGAGGAGGAGGGUAAGAGGAGGACUUUGUUUUUAAUUUCUAUUUCUGGUUUUUAAUUGGGAACUCUUCAGUCAGAUGCAGCUGUGACCCAGGGUGUAGCACAGAAUGUUGGGGGAUGGGGGAUGGCGGGCAGCCAUGUGUCCUCAGCCGUUAAGGGCACAGGAAGGGCCUCUGGGAAAUGAGCGGGUAUCGGGUGGGGACACGGGGGCUCACAAAGAAGGGAGGGGUGGGUAUCGCUGCAUCUUGGGGACAAAACUGAGUGAGAUCACGUUAUUUUUGAAAGCAAAGUCAAAGCCCAAUUUAGUAUUAGGAGCCUGCCCCAGGAUUCUCGGCCCUGAAUGUUGCCACAGACCUUCAUCCCGGAUUCUAAAAUGGCCAGCAACAAUGGUCAUCCAAGGGCUUCGGUGUCACCGUCAGAGUCAGAGCCCUGGUAGUGGCAAAUGGUUCUCUUGACUGAAGUGUAUCCUGUGUUGCCUGAUGGGUGGACGGAAGUGUUUUUAAGUUCAAAAAGCCACCUCCUGUAGGAUUCCUCUGAACGUCUGGCUCCCCAGAUGGCCCCGAGCAGCACCGUCUCUGGCCGCCCUCUCUUCUUGCAGCUGCAUCUCUUUUGUGUGAUCAGAAUACGGGGAAACGGCAAGGACUUUUCCUUAAGGAGCAGCUAGGGGCAGAAAGGAUAAGGUUGAAGCCAAUCCUGAAGUACAGGCAAACCGUCAUCAUGAAAAAGCUUUGCCUGUAAGCCAGGUAGGACUGCCAAAGGGAGGAAGGAAGCAGACCUUGUCCCUGUAUUCCAAGAAUAGGUGUGUGAAGAUGAAGGUGAUUAAACAGGUUUGCCCUCAGGGUGUGGGAAUGGUGAGAUCUUUCACAGAAACUCAGUGAGGUUCCCUUCCCAACUUUCAGAGCUGGGAGAAGAACACGGGUUCCUGAGGAAUGCUGCCUAGGGUGAACCGUAUUGCGGCUCGUAGCCGAGGCAUUUGAGUAAUGGGACAGGCUCAGAAGGUCCACGGUGACAGAUGGCGUAGCAGGGCUCGCUGAUCAUUUCCUGCUAAGGCUUUGGCUGCCGGGGCCUGAGACGGGGACUGAAACAGCACAUCAGGCAAGCUCCCUAGAGCGUGGGGUCCCGGCCCGUUGGGGUGGCUCCCUGUGUCCCCUGCAUCAGAAGCCCGAGCCCUCCCGCGCCUGGGCCUGCCUCCUGGGUGCUGGCCGGUGACUGGCUGGUAGUGGUUCUCUUACCCCUGGCUUGGGAGGGUCGAUCAGAAGCUGCAGGACUUAGGGGUGCUGCUCAGUAUCCCGGUUUGGGAACCUGAAGAGUCUCCUCAGAAAACAGUUGUUUUCCCUCUGCUGUGCCAUUGCCACUUCCUGAAUGCGCAGGGAGGAGGCAGGUGUCCUUUUUAUGCCCUUCGAUGAACCCUCUGUGCUCUGCCUGGUGCCACCUCCGCAGGGGCUUGUUCCUGGCCAGGUGUGGAGGAAGAGCCAGCAUCUUCCAAGGCCACUGCUGCCCGCCUCUCCACAUAUAUUUUAAGGAAGAGCUCGUGUGUCUUCACACCUGCAGGAGGAAGGAAAUCAACCCUAAGUAUUCAUGGAAGGGCCUUUUUUUUCUUCUAAGUAGACUUGGAGCUGUGUGACAGGGGAAGGAAGUGGCAGGGGUCACGGGAGUAUUUUUCAGACUAUUUUCCUGUGUGUAAACACCAUCCCAGUGGUUCAGAAGUGUGUCUCGUGCUGUGGCCAAAACCCCCUUUGGUUCUUCCCUCAGAGGGACGCGUUUGCUGUUUAUCCUGGAAGCAGGUGGUCUUGACUAGACCGUAGACUUCUUGGCAAGAACCAAAGGUUUGAGGAGACCUCCCCCCCCCCCCCACCCCCAAAAAGGUCUCCAUGGAGGUGUCCUCAUUUCACAUGCUGGAAUGGGAAGCGAGUGAGGGUGUGCGUGCGGGCCGGCCCCGGGCCCCAGUGGUCACAGGAGCGCGUGAGCCAGCGGGCGGUCUGCACAUCCCACGCAGCACCUCUGGGCCCACGGAACGGCUGAAUGGCCGCAGUUUCACAGUCCUGACCCUUCUGGAGCAGGAAGGUAUGGAUGAGAUAAGGUCGUGGAUUAGAAAUAAAGCCAGGCCACAGGCUCCCUGGCAGGCGGCUCAUUGGCCCGCGUCCUGUGUUGUAAUGGGCGGCAAGUUUCAAGUCAGGCUGAUGAGGAGGAGAAAUCGAAACCCCAGCCCUGGAUUACCAGGUGGUGGUUCAGGUCUUUAGAAAAUCCAUCCCCUUUCGCAGAAAUUUGUUCUUUUUCUCUGUGACGUAAUGACUGUGGACAGCAUGCAGCGCUGCUUGGAGUAAAGAUGCCCGACUGGGGUCCGAAGCCAAGUAGUUUCCCCAGCCGGCAGCCCGCUGCCUGCAGCCCGACUCUCACAGUCCACGUGGGCUCGUGGUGACACAGGGCUCCAGUGGUAAGCCCUCUCAGUAUUUCAGGGGCUGGGCAGAAAGGAUCGGUGCACAUCACACAGGGAUCCGUGGUGUUUAUAGCUGCACUUUGCGCCCCUGCUCCCCACUUUUGCCUGCAUGAAAUACCCGUGCUUCCUCCGAGAAACUGGCCGUGGAGUGGCGGUGCCGCUGGCUGUGAAAUUUUAGGAAGUAAAGGAUCUGUUUUCCUUUAAUAAAGUGUGUGUAUUUUGCUAGAAAACUACUUCUUGGACAACAAGAGUAAUCAUCAUUGAUGUCUCAAUCCUGACUCUUCCUAACAGUGGCUGAAGACUCCAUCAGCCUGUUUCUCUGUCCCUCAGUGGGUUAACAUUUCAGCAGCAGUGCCUCCACUGAAUAUGUCUGCUGGCUCACUCUCUGGGAAGGAGAAGCUUGCUCUAGUGUAAAAGAUGGUUUCUCACAUCAUAGCCUGAGUCAGUUCAGUUUCCUUUCAAGAAACCAGUUUAGAGUAAAAUUUCCAGUUUUUUUUUCCCCCUGGACAUGUCCAGCCAGCCAAGGCGGCCCCCAGUCUCUUCAUAAAUCCACUCUACGGGGCUGUCACGGCAGCAAGGUGCGGCGAGGUGUCUGAUCCCUCGUCGUGAUCUCACCACAGCCUGCUCUGCCCCUCCUCCUCUCCCAUUCCCUCUUUCCCUCUUCCCCCACCUCCUCCCCUCCCCCUUCCCUCCCCCUUCCCUUCCCCUCCUCCCCACAGCUGCCUCCUCCCCCACCUCCUCCUCCUCUUCCUCCUCCUCCUCCCCCCCUUCCCUUGGCCCUCGCCCAUCAGUUCCACAUGGGCUUAGUCUGGGACUACAGGCUGAAGCCUUUGGUGCAUUGCAGCAUUUUCUCCCAGCAGCUGUGUGAAGGAUGUAUUUUCUAAGCAAAGGAGAAUUUUAUACCGAGAGCACAUAUUAUUGCUGUGGACUGUAUAUGAUGUCCUGUCCUUGAACAGAAAUGUAUGUCUUGUUUUAGUCCUUACUGACCAAGGAGCAGCGUCAGAGAUGCCGGUUUUCAUUGAGUGGCUCUGGCCAUCUCCCCCAUCCUGGAGGUUUCCUCUGAGGGAGGCUGCCAGGACCUGAGACAGUCUGAUGGGUGUUGGCCCUGUUUGUACACCCCAUACAGCAGCAGGCCUUUGGUGCUUCCUGCUGCCGAGCAGCAGAUUUCAGAGGACAUGGUCCUCGCCCCUCUUCCCCCCUACCCCAGCUCCAUACUGCACCCUUGCUUCCCUGACGCACCCCUACCUUCAACAGAUUCUGAAUAGCCUGAGUCCAGGAUGCCUGUGGCCUGCUGCUUUUUUUUCUCUCUUUAGAAUUCAGUAAAUUAAUGGCUUCCCCACUGAAGAAGUUAAGUUAGACUUUGACUUGAUACCUCUUGGUAUAUCAAAAACCAUACCAGGCGUUCUAGAAGAUCUGCCCUUUACUCCAGUUUUCUCCAGGGUGUUUCUGGCAGGUCUUAAAAGAGCUCCACCUGAGUGGGUGCUAAUACUUGUCACCACCACCUGGAAUGUAGUUAUGGAUUGGCAAGCCGGACACUCUCCACAUCCCCCCUGGGCCCCUUCUGUUACCUGGCGAUGCAUCUGCCCUUUCUGCACAGCCUGUGCUCGAAAGAUGUUUUUCGGUGGCUCAUUGCUAGGAUGUGGAUACGCACAUCCCCUGAGAGGCUGUGUGAAGAAAGCACACGGCGGGGUGGGGGUGGGCAGGGAGAUGCAGGAGCAAGGAUCACGGCGGACCAGGGACCUUUGGGAUUCUAGUGGCAGGAAGUCUGCUGGCAGGCCAUUUGGGAAGGAGUUCUGGAUAAAGUCAGUAAAGGUCAAGGUGAAACAGAAAAGCUAGCUUGCUCCCCAGACAGCAGGCUUAUCUUGGGGCAGGGUUUGAGGUUUCGUGGUGGGCAGCUAAACCAGUCAGGGGGCCACACGGUCAGCCUUCUUAGCAUUUAAGAUACUCAUUACAAAAGGAUCCAAAAAUCCUGUCCACAAAAGGGGUUUUUUUGACGCCUUAAGCAGCUUUUGCAGAUGAUAAAUUGGAUUGCCUAGUCAUGUGACCUCAAAAGAACUCAGACACAUCCAAUCCAGAAAUAAGUUUCACUGGGGGGAGAAAAUGUCUGUAAAUAUCCUUUGCUUUCCAGGUUAGAUUGCAGAAGGAGUUUUCAGUAUUUUUUUUAAAAACACUGAUGAUCAUUGAAGAGUAUUUAUGUAAGCAUAUAAUGGGUGGGGGUCCCGAUCAGGGUGAUGUAUGGGGGAUGGAUUCUCUUGCUAUGAUGCAAACAUGUAAAAUAAAGAUUCUAUGACGGAAA